Molecule: messenger RNA, 1751 nt
Organism: Aspergillus brunneoviolaceus CBS 621.78
Lineage: Eukaryota; Fungi; Ascomycota; Eurotiomycetes; Eurotiales; Aspergillaceae
Product: Zn(II)2Cys6 transcription factor
Exons: 4
Coding region: 1-1620 (539 amino acids)
Biological process (GO): regulation of DNA-templated transcription
Molecular function (GO): DNA-binding transcription factor activity, RNA polymerase II-specific; zinc ion binding
Source: RefSeq, a predicted model, not a curated record
AUGGUCUACCGUGGGAAACCCAGUGCAGCCUGUUCCUCGUGUCGGGCCCGCCGGCUCAAGUGCGAUCAGAAACGCCCCUCGUGUUCCUCCUGUCUGCGAGCCAAGCGAAUCUGCACUGGAUACCGCGAUGUAGCCGCUCUUAGUUUCCACGAUCAGACUGCCGAAGUGGUCGAGAAGGCCAAUCGUCGUCCAGAACCGCAUUCAGAAUACAACGUAUCCCCUCAGGCAAAUGCGUCCGAGGUUGCAUCAUCUUCCGACGAAAGUGCUUAUGAUCUUUUCGCACUGCAGCCCGUGUCUGUACCAAUAGUCGAUCAAGGCAUUACUUAUGUCCUGACCUAUCAUGUCGGAUCGGCUCCUCGUUCGGGGUCUGGGCACCUGUCGUUCUUACCCUCCCUAUUGCAGCAGGAGCCGAGUCCUGCUGUUAUGGCGUCCAUAAAUGCGAUGGGACUGGCAGCACUAGGUAACAUCCACGGCAGUCCUCACCUUAUCCGCGCGGCACGCCAGCAGUAUACUAUCGCGCUAUCGGAGACAAAUACUGCCCUGCAAGAUACCAUCACUGCCAAGUCUGAUGCCACACUCGCCGCGGUUCUUGUCUUGGGACUGUACGAGAUCAUAACCUGCCAGAGCCAUUCUUUGAUGGUGCGCUGGGCAGAUCACAUUGAAGGUGCGAUGGCUCUUAUUAAGCUACGCGGCUCAGAGCAGCUACGAAGCCCGGUUGGACUCGAACUAUUCACACAGUUGCGCGGCCAAUACACUUUGAGUAAUCUAUACCGGAAGAAGGCGACUCCAGCAUGGCUGAUGGCCUUGUCAGAGGAGACAGUCGCCAUGCGGGGACCACACCAGUCCUCUAUGGAACCAUUCUUCAAGUAUCUGGCCAAGGUCAGCGAGCUGUGCGCACAAGUGGGUCGUAAAGCGAAGACGCCCCAUGAAACUAUUCAGGAGGCACUGCAAUUGGAUGCUAUGCUGGCUGCGUGGGCCUUGACCGUCGGUCCAGGCUGGCAGUACUCGGUGCUCGACGCCGCAGUCGCCGGUGAUAACAAGCCUUCUGAGCAGCAUAUUUACGGCGAUUACUACCAUGAGUAUCCUGAGAUUGGCAUCGCUGUCAUGUGGAACACGUAUAGAUUGACGCGGAUCGUUGUUCAUGAGGUGAUCGCUGCUGUCUGCGAGCGACUGUGGAGGCGAUCGAGAGGCAACAACAGCGAACUCUGGGCGACCAUUCGCCAGAGCGCUGCAGUUACCCGUCAGCUAGCGGAGGAAGUAUGCGCCGGUGUCCCUUACUUCUUCGGUUUGGCUCGCUCUAACAAAUCGCUAACUGAGGCAUCCGGAUUGAUCCGUCUACACUGGACGUUGUUUGUUGCAUCCGACUGUGUUGGAAGCACUCCCCGCAUGAAAGCCUGGAUUACGAGUCGCUUGAAAGAGAUCGGUAGACGAACAGGAGUUCAACAGGCACUGUCUAUGACAGAUUACCUGCUUGGAGACGUGUCUCUCAACUGGAUGAAGCAAGAACUGCAGGCUAUUGACAAUUUUCAGGAGCAUUCCCAAGGUCACGUUUCAUCUGAACCUAGAUUGCUCGUGAAUGUGAGAGGGAUGAAAAAACACCAGUCGAAGCUGAACCAGUGAAAGGCGGAGCAUUGGAAGAUUGGUUGGAAUCUGGCGUCGGCCAAAUCGCGUCCGACGUGACCUGUAUCAGUGCAGCGCUAAUGGUUAAGAAUUGUUACCGUUGUUUAUCGGUGCUGAGCUGCGGAUGAACA